Rhododendron vialii is the source of this 4404-nucleotide messenger RNA. Its product is annotated as protein FAR1-RELATED SEQUENCE 5-like. Bases 1608 to 2657 code for a protein of 349 amino acids. The record is from RefSeq and is a predicted model, not a curated record. The transcript is spliced from 3 exons. Lineage: Eukaryota; Viridiplantae; Streptophyta; Magnoliopsida; Ericales; Ericaceae.
UUGCCCUCAAUGGGUUAAAGUAUCCUUUACUUUUCGAGCUUUCCCCACCAAAUUGACAAGCGAAGAAAACUUGAGGGAAAAAAACUAUGCUUGCAUCAUGCUUAUUGAUGUACUAUCGCAUGGCACGGGCUCGAACAAUCAACACACAUAAAUAAAUACUGAAGCUAAAUAUUUUUUAAGUAUUUUUCAAGUUAAAUACGGAAGCAAACAAUCAGCACCUAUGACGGAGACGCGGAGUGCAUUACAAACUAACGUUGGCUUUUUCAUGUUGAGUAUCAAAAAUAUGAUUAUUAAACUUUGGGAUUUCAAUGCUAGGAACUUCACCUAGUAACCUAAUUAAGCCCAUCUUUGUUCUCUGUUUUGAAACAAUAGUUUAAUGGCUUUUUCCCCCUUUUGAAACAAUUCUAGAACUCAUCUUUGUCCUUAGAACCAUGAACCAGGAAAUGGCUUGACAAGUUAAUUGGAUUCUGACUUUAACCUUGGUGUACUUAAUUCUACUAUCCAUAGGGCAUAUAUAUACAUUCUAACUCUAACAUUAAGAGCACUAAAGGAAUUCUUUGUAAAAUUUGGUAAUCUAUCCAUGAGAAACGAGAAUGCAAGGGUAUGACCCUUACAUUUUAGAACUUCUAUUUUUAUGUUUGGACAAAGUUUUUUUUUUUUUUUUUUUGCAUUCCUCAACUGACUUUGAACAUGCAGUUUCAACUUCUCCGAGACAAAAAUAUCGGAAUUGUAAUCCAUGAUGAGCAGGACCAUAAUGUCAACACCUUAUUUGUAAUCUGUGAUGGUGUGAUGAGCAAUCACAACGAACUUCAUAUACAGUGAUCACAACGAACAAGGAUUUCAUUCCUGUUGUGAUAUAAUUUCUUUGCUGUUGUGAUUUUUUUUUUGUUCAAAUAAAGAACUUUAAGUUUUGCUUCUUAUAUUUCUGUAGCUUAUUCAACCAACAGAUGUUGUUUAAGUUUUGCCUAUUGUGUCACGUGUCUCCGAAGUGUCUGACACGGAUACGUCGAUCUCUAGAAGUGUCAGUGUUACAUGAAACUAUGCGACCCCUCAAUGUUACAUGAACAGGUUGAUACGUACUUUGUUCACGGAUACAGUGUUGAUCAUUUGCAUGUGUUGAUUAUUCGAUCUGUGCCUUCGGGCACAGGCAUACACUAGAAGAAAUCUAUUUGACCCUAAUUUAAGAAAAAGUAUUCCCGUAUAAAUAGCUUCGUUGGCUGAUUUGGUCAAUAGUCUCGUAAUUCAUUUUAGUUAUGUUCAAAAUGCAUUGAGCCAUGUCUUUAGGCACGGGCAAACCCUAGUAUCUCCAAUGUUAUGUGCAGAUGGUAGGGGUAAGUAGUUUAUGGGUAAUUGGAGAGUGGGGGUUGGAGUUUAGGGGUUAAUGAUAUUUGGAGACAAUAGGGGUUGAUGAUAAUUGGAGACAAUAGGGGUUGAUGAUAAUUGGAGACAAUAGAACUGUGCAUUUUAGUUAUUGAGUAGAGCUACUUUUUUGAUUGGAGGCAUCAAACUUCCAUGCUCGUUGUGGACCAAAAUUUAAUCCGAGGGGAUACAAACCCAGGUAAAGGGAAAAAAAAAGUUUCAGUUUGAAUUCUAUUCUUUUUGUAAUCAUGUCAUUGUUUUUUAUGUUUUCCUUUUGUUAUGUUUCAGUUUCAUUCAAUUCAUUUUCUCCAACUCUCUCGGAACUUCAAUUUGAGACCAAUUGGAUUAGGUCAAUUAGUCAAGAGAGGAAAGAGAGAGAUAUUAUGGAUCAGUUCGAUGGUGGUCAGGGUGGUCAUGCAAAUGUCCACAAUGAUAAAUUUAAUUCUAGCAGUUAUAGUAAGAAUGACAUUCUCGAGCAGAAAUUUGAUUCAGAGGAUGAUGCACAUGCCUUCUAUAAUGCAUACGCUAAGGAAAUGAGGUUUAGCAUACGGAAAGAUAGGUUAAAAGUUGACGAGACUAAUGUGCCUCGUAAGAGGAAAUGGGUAUGUUCAAAGCAAGGUCGAAGAGCAAAAAAACAUUUGGACCGUAAGGAUCGGAAAAGACCCCCCCGGGAUGAAACUAGAGUUGGAUGUCGAGCUACUUUCAGCAUUCGAUAUGAUAAAGGAGUUGAAAAAUAUGUGGUGACUCACUUUGACAAUGAACACAACCAUCCAUUUAUAGAGAAACGUUGCGUGCCUUUCCUCCUCCCACAUAGGUGUGUGAGUGAUGCGGUUAAAGCUCAAACAAAAGCUAUGCACAAUGUCGGUGUGAAGACAGGUCAGAUCAUGGAUAUGAAGGUCAAUGAAUCAGGGGGGUACGGGGAUGUGGGCUUCACUCUGAAAGAUCUGCAGAACAAAAUUGAAGUUGAGCGCAGAGUAGAACUCAAAGACGGGGAUGCAGAGGGUGCUUUGGGUUACUUAUCUGCGAGAGCGAAUGCCGACCCAUUAUUUUUCUUCAAGUAUACCGUGGAUGAGGACAACCGGCUAGGUAAAUUGUUUUGGGCAGACUCGAAGUCUCGGAUGGACUAUGCUGCUUUCGGUGAUGUACUGAUAUUCGACACAACCUAUCGAACUAAUGCAUAUAAGAAACCGUUUGUCAUUUUAGCUGGCGUGAGUAACCAUUUUCUUACGACUAUUUUUGGUUGUGCCUUGUUGGUUGAUGAGACAUUUGCAACAUACACAUGGUGCUGGAAACCUUAAUGGAGGCCAUGGAUAACAAAUGACCUGUAUCCGUAGCGACAGAUGGUGAUAGGGCAAUGCGUCAGGCAAUUCAAAAAGUCAUUCCGGAUUGUAGGCAUCGUCUUUGUUCGUGGCAUCUGUCGCGAAAUGCCGCGACAAAUAUCCACAAACCUGAGUUUCAAGAAGAUUUCAAGCGGUGUAUGCAAAUGGAUUGUGAAAUAGAUGAGUUCGAAAACGUUUGGGAUCAGGUGGUGAAACGGUACAAUAUUGAGCAAAAACCUUGGGUGUGGGAGACUUAUAGCAAACGUUCUUUAUGGGCUCAGGCAUAUCUUCGUGGCUAUAUGUUUGCUGGGGCAUCGAGUACGCAGCGGGUAGAAGGCAUGAAUGCCUAUUUCAACCAGUUCUUAAAACAGAGACUAAGGCUUUUUGAAUUUAUGGUACAUUAUGAUAGGGCUCUUGGGCGUAUUCGAAAUAGAGAGGCAAAGUCAGAGGUCCGAACAGAGAACAGUUUUUCGGUUUUGACUACACCACUGAAGCGUUUAGAGAAACAUGGAGCUGACAUGUUCACUCGAAAUAUUUUCUUGUUAUUUCGUGAGGAACUUGCCCGAGCAGGCAAGUACAUUGUGGAGAAAAUAGUUGUGAUCGAGGGGAUAGACCAUCACAAGUAUUACUUAUCUAAAUACGGGUCACCUGAGAAAACAUGGACAGUUGACUAUCAUUCAGCGGAUAAUCGAAGGAUGUGUUCUUGCUUGAAAUUCGAAUCGUUUGGCAUACCCUGCUGCCACAUGAUUUGUGUUAUGAAAUUAAACCAUCUAUUGUGUAUUCCUUAGAAUUGAAUCUUCCAGAGGUGGGCGAGACAACAUAGGCCUAACCAUCAGGUACAUAGUCAUAGCAAAAUUGAUACCACACUAUCUCAGACAGCACGUUAUGGUAUAUUAAGCUCACUUUUCAACGAGGUGUCGUAUUAUGCCUCGCACGCUGACUUGGAUUUCAAAGAGGCUAGGGAAAUAGCCGUCCAAUUUCUGUGGCGGUUGAAGAAACGCCAGGAAAUGACAAAGGAUAACCCCAACAGUGUUGAAGGAAAUAGGAAGACCAAGCUAUUUGGUAUUGGGGAUCCUAAUAUAGUCAAAACCAAAGGUAAUCCGGGGGGGAACUCUUCUAUGGGCAAACCCAAAAGGCCAAGGAAAUGCGGAAGGUGCAAGGUUCCAGGCCACACAAAGAGAACAUGUCCAAAAUUUCCUUUAGCUAGCCGAGGAGUGAAUAGUAUCUCUAUCGAUAAGAAUGACUACCAACCAUCGGCGACACACUGUCCUUCGGAGGACGGCUAUCCAACUCCUCCUCCUUCCCCUUUUACACAAACAGGAUGUAAAAGGAAGUCAACAGGUCCUGCUAUGACCCAUCGUGUGAAAAGGCAACUUUACACAAACCAUGAGCGUACAGAUCUAACUCCUUUGGAGUCAGGACAUGACAUCAAUAGAGCAACUGCAAGUCGUGAUGCUCAAGUGUGCCAAAAUGGAUCAUUCAGAAUUAAUGAAGCUAGUAAGGAAGAUGAAGAAGGAGCUGCAACAAAUGGACCCAUCCAGUCAAGUUCUAGUGUCUUAUAGGUGGCAUUAUCUUGCUGUUAUGGUGUCUUAUGAGUUAUUUUAGCUUUUUUAACUGCUUCAUUGAGUUUGGGCAUGUAGACUAGCUUAUCAAUGCUUGUUAAGUUUUUGAUACUGCGUGUCAUAAUUGGUGAACUGGAUUUUUGUUUGACUAUUUAGUGGAGUUC